Messenger RNA from Penicillium macrosclerotiorum, 1902 nucleotides. RefSeq names its product fungal specific transcription factor domain-containing protein. Gene Ontology annotation, molecular function: zinc ion binding; DNA binding. Gene Ontology annotation, biological process: DNA-templated transcription. Lineage: Eukaryota; Fungi; Ascomycota; Eurotiomycetes; Eurotiales; Aspergillaceae. The coding region runs from base 1 to 1902 and encodes 633 amino acids. The record is from RefSeq and is a predicted model, not a curated record. The transcript has 3 exons.
AUGGCCCUGCUUAGAAAACAUCGCCGGUCCAGUGAAGGCGAGGCCGAGUCUGCCAUUGAACAACUGGAAGAUAGACGACAGAAACGCCAUAUUAUCUGGAAGACCGCCGAGCCAGUGUGUCUAGAAACCUCUGGUGCUGAAGUAUCUCCGAUUGAAUUUACCGAGCGUGAGCAGGAUGAAACAUAUGUCUCCGUCUCACGCGAAUGGUCAAGGCUAGCUGAAGGAUCUCGUUCUUCCAACCCAUAUGCAUCGAGCCGAAGCCUGAGUUUCAUGGCUCGAUCUCGGUACUUUGAGGAUACAGUAGUCAUCAACGAAGACCAGGCUCGAUCUUAUCCCAUCGGAGACGCAGAUGGCCCUUCAGAGGAUGAUCUUCAAUUGCUUCGGCUUCAAGGUGCUUUCAAACUACCCCCGCGCGCAGUACGAGAUGGGUUGAUCAAUACAUUUAUGGAGAGGUGCGCACCAUGGAUGCCAAUAAUAGAGCGCAAUUGGUUAGAAGAUAGCGGUAGCCAAAAGCCUUCAAUGCUCCUUCUACAGGCAAUAUUUGUUGCGGCCAGCCGCGUCACUUCUGCUCCAGCGGUCAUCUCAUAUGCAUCAACACAUCAGUUCUAUCGCCGUGCCAAAGCCCUGUUCUGGUCGGGAUAUGAGAAAAAUCCAUUGACUGUUGUUGCCGCCGUAUGUAUUCUACAUUGGUAUAAUCCAGAAGGCCCCGAGCAUGUUUCUACGAACACCAGCGGCUUUUGGCGGUAUGUGGGCGUAGGAUUAGCUCAUCAGAUUGGACUGCACAAGGAGCCCACGAACAAGAGAGAAGCCUCAUUGAGACGCAGGCUUUGGUGGACUUUAUUUGCUCGAGAUUGCUUGAUUUCCGCCGGGCAGGGGCGACCUCUUGCAGUUGGGAUUGAUGAUUGCGAAUUGGCACCUCCAUGCCUGGAGGACUUUCAUGAUUCGAGCGCAAACGGUUCUCUUUUCAUAGCAUAUGUUGAGAUCAGCUCCAUUCUUGGCCAUCUCACCCAAUGCUACCGCCGCAAGAGCUUCUCAAGGCACAUGCGACAAGCUAUCGAGAACCGUUUGUACCGGUGGACAAGAGAUCUUCCAGCAUCCUUGCGACUUUAUCAAUCUCCUGCUUCUGCAGAAUGGGAGACUGCUUCACAAAGCAUCCCAUCUGAGUAUAGCUUUGAAGCACGCCAGCUUCAUAUCCCAUAUUUCAUUUGCCUUGCAAUAAUGUGCCGGUCUAACCCCGGCAACUCUCCAUCGCCAGCAGUGGUACUCUCAUCUUCCUUUGUUGCUGGAAUUUUUGAAGACUUCCUGGCUCGUGAUGAGAUCCAGUUUCUGGGGCCGAUAUUCACAUUCCAUUUGCUGGCAGCUGGAAUCGGCCUGCUCUCCUGCAACAAUGUACCAACAUUAUGGGGCAAAGCCCAAGUUAGUUUACAGACAAUAUAUUUGUCUCUAGAUGUCCUUGCUAAACGCUGGUCAUCUGCCAAAGGAAGUCUGAUGGCCCUGAAAAGCAUCGCAGAUAAACAGCAAAUUACAAGAAGCAACGCGACUGCCUUGUUGACGCUGCCCCGUGAACACCAACCAUUCUUCGCUGACUUUGGACCGGAUAUCUCGUGGGCAUGGUCAUAUAUUAUGACUUCGGGCUCUAUAUCGAGUGGGAAAUACCCUGAUAUUUCACUACCGACCGGGACUCUGGACGUUCCACUUGAUGGAUUCCCCGAAUCCCAGGCCCAUGAGGCGAUUUCAUCUGCGGAUGAAUAUCGGCCAUUGACAACAAUUUUGGAUCCACAUAUGGGAUUUAACAUGGGAGAUAUGACGCAGGGAUUCACAGACGACUUUUUUCACAAUCAAUAUCAGGGAAUGGGUGACUGGCUAUUCAAGGACUUGGACUGCAAUGGCGAGUUUUCGUAA